This is a messenger RNA of Pimephales promelas (fathead minnow), 1554 nucleotides long. It is a transcript of the gene thumpd2, whose product is annotated as THUMP domain containing 2. The record is from RefSeq and is a predicted model, not a curated record. Lineage: Eukaryota; Metazoa; Chordata; Actinopteri; Cypriniformes; Leuciscidae. Gene Ontology annotation, molecular function: RNA binding; tRNA (guanine) methyltransferase activity. Gene Ontology annotation, biological process: tRNA methylation.
CCGGAAGAGUAAAGCAGUGUUUACAGUUGCAUGCGGUUGCAUGCUGCUUGUAUUUGUAAUGGUGCUCGCUUUUUUGAGGUAUACAGGUUUUUUACAGUUCAUAUACAGUGAUGAUGAGGCACUUGUACUGCACUGCAGGCGCGGGGAUGGAGGAGCUGCUGGCCGAGGAGGUGCAACAUAAACUCUGCGCUUCUCAAGUGGAGCAGAUUCCAGGUAGAGUGUUCUUUUGCUGCAACGCUGAUAUGCACACUGUGACACAACUCAAGUCUGCAGAGAGGCUGUUUUUACUUCUGCGCAAAGCUGAACCUAUUUCACUUCCCAAAAACCCAGCAAAGGCAGCUGCUGUUAUAAAGGACAGAGUGGUAGGAGAUCCAGACCUUUGGAAGCAGACCCUCUUAACAUGGACAGGCCUACAGGAAGAGCUUCAUUCCAGCCAGCAGCGUGGAUACAAGAGAAGGAGAGAGGAGGAUGAGAGAUUGACUAUAGCAGAUGAAUCCACACACACUCUCACCUCAAGCACACACAUAUUUAAAAAAACAAGUGAAAUGGAUAAGGAGUCACAUCAGCACACACCAUCCUUCAGAGUGAGCUGCCGCUGCAGUGGAGUCAUUGCCCGAUCUUAUACUGCUCAGAGACUGAGUCGUAUCAUUGGGAUGGCUAUCAAAGAACAUCUUGGGUGGAAGGUGGACCUGAGAGAGCCUGUUCUUGAGGUGAAUGUGUAUUUAAGCGAUGACCACUGUGUUGUAGGUAUCCCUCUUUUGAAGCAUCCUUUGGCCAGUCGUUCUUAUAUGAAACACAACGGGUUGCGUUCUACAAUAGCCUGGGCAAUGACCUCUCUUUGCCCUAAACAGCUGAAUGAUUGUGUGAUUUUAGACCCAAUGUGUGGAGUUGGAGUUGUGUUGUUGGAAGCAGCUCAGGAGUAUUCUAAUGCUAUAUUUCUAGGUAUGGAUACAGAGAUGUCACAGUUGCAGAAAGCUGCAGAGAACAUAAAAGCAUCUGGAAUGGAAGGAAGAGUGCAGCUUCUUCGUUCCUCUGCAUUAGAGAUCCCUCUUGCAGAUGGGGCCGUUGAUGUUGUGCUCUGUGAUGUUCCAUUUGGCAGGAAGUUCAGCUGCAGCUCUGACAUGCCAACUGCCCUGCCACUCUUACUGAGAGAGAUGGAGAGGGUAAUUCGUGUUGGUGGACAUCUUGUUCUGUUACUGAGUUUGCAGCUUUCUGCACAGCUUAAGAAGAUAAUUUGCACACACAAACACAACCAACACUUAAACUCCUCAGACACAAACAAUGUUCACACUGGCCCCUCAAACAAACCAAAAACCUUAACUUUUCACAAAUCAAGCUCUGAAGCGUUGAAUACACCGUUAUUGAUCAGCUCAUUGCAAGCGCAGAGGACACACAAAGUUAGUCUGGGGAGCACGGAUGCAUUUAUACACACCUACACCAAAAUACAACACUCACACUGAAAUAAGUUCACCCUGAAAUGCUUGUGGACAAUCAGAAUUGACAACAAAUGACCAAAAUGUUAAUAAAAUCUAUUUAAAAGAUUUUUAUGCUGUA